GUGAGAAGAGAGAAGAUAAGUGAAAGGAUGAAGGUGUUGCAAAGGCUUGUGCCAGGCUGUGAUAAGGUGACUGGAAAGGCCCUUAUGUUGGAUGAAAUAAUCAAUUAUGUUCAGUCUUUACAGAAUCAAGUUGAGUUCUUGUCAAUGAAGCUUGCUUCCGUGAAUCCAAUGUUUUAUGACUUGUCAACGGACCUAGAUACCCUCUUGGUUAGACCAGAGAAACUAAAUAGCAUGGCAUCACCAUCACCAUUACCAUGUGUGUCACAUUGCAACAGCCCCAACCAAGUCACAACUUUUGCUGAUACAACCACCAUGACCCCAACCAACAUCUUCCACACUGCCAGUGACUACCUUUUGGAUAAUUCAGCUUCAUUUUUUUUUCAAGGCCAGAGGUCGAAUAUGUUCUCUGAGGAGGAUACCGGUAGUCAAUUCUGGGACGCAGAGGACCAGCGACAAAAGUUUCUUCAUCCAUAUGGAUUCAACAACAACUUUUGCUCCUUUCAUUAA
Messenger RNA from Sphenostylis stenocarpa, 507 nucleotides. Lineage: Eukaryota; Viridiplantae; Streptophyta; Magnoliopsida; Fabales; Fabaceae. The record is from the annotation of a GenBank genome assembly.